AUGGAGCAGGGCGAAGAGUUCACGAGACAAAUUUCCCUGUGGGGAACGACCCACCAGGAGAUCCUGAUGAGUAGUUCAGUGUGCCUACUCGGUAGCAGCCUCAUCAUCCUGGAAGUUGCAAAGGGGUUGUUGCUCAGUGGCAUAAGGAAUAUCACCAUUGUAGACAACACGUGUGUAACCACGGAGGAUGCAAAAUAUUAUAUUUUCUCCAAAGGGCAUGAAAUACUAAAUGAGUACAAGUGCAAAGUGGUGAAAGAAAAUUUGAUGAAAAUGAAUCAGCUAGCCAAUAUUACAUGUAUAGUUGAGGAUCCAUUAAACUACAUGAACGAGGUGGAAUCAAAUGGGGACACCUACGACGUGAUUGUCUGUAACUUAUCUGUAAAGAACAAUUUGUCUGUUGAAAAUAUAUGUAGGAGGAAAGGCAAAAAAAUUAUAACGUGCCAUGCUGAGGGGUACUUAGGUUAUAUACAUGUGAGUGCGAGAGGCCACCUGUAUCUGCACACUUGUGGCAAAAAGAGGAGAGAAAAAUCCGAGUGGGGGAUUUAUACUCACUUGUCUCUGUCUCUCUAUGACGAACUGAAGGAAUACAUACGGAGGGUAGAUUACGGUAACAUUCGCGGUGGCAGGUGGAGGGACAAAAUUGUAUUCCUGGCGAAGUGCUACCAAGACUUUCGCGCAGAGGGGGGCAGCGGCAUCAAUAGAGUUGACCACAACUACUGUGAAUGUGACAACGAAAACCAUUGUGAUCGUCCCUUUUUAACAUUCCUUGGUGAAAAACUAAAGUUGAAGGUUGCCCCCCGCUUCCCCCCCCCGGAUGAAGCAACCUGCACGAUGCUGAGCCCAAGGAGCGUCACGCAGAGGAUUAAGGAGGCCCUGCUUGGAAAACGAACGGAAGGGCCCCCCUAUAACCACAUUUUUAUAUUCCUGGUCGUUUUAAAGAGCUUUAUAAAAGAUCGAAAGGGGUUACCCUUCCUGCUGGACCUGAAAAAUGAGCAACCUAAUGAUAGUGCGACGACCAACUGUCUGGACAAAAUUUUGCUAAACAGAAAAAUGAAGGACGAAAAACAAAUCGAAAAACUUAUCGACAAGAAGAAACGAAAAUAUGAAUUUAGGAAAUUGUUUGAUCUGUCCCAUUUUGUGUAUUUUUUCUGGAACUUUCUUUUUAUUCGAAGGGUGGAAUGGAGUGGCUGGGGGGACAAUUCCUUGCGGGAGCACUUCCUAGAAUUUGCCUUUCUCUACGGUUCGGGAUUGAAGCCUAUUCGAGAAGGGACCCCCCGUCCACUUUACCGUCAUUUUUUGAAGCAGAAGACGAGGGGGGAUUUACUCCUGUGCGGCAGACACGUGAACCUCCUACAUUUUGGUGAAAGAGACCCGAAUGGGAAAAUUAAAAAGGAAUUAAACAAGCGUGUUGAAUUAUCAGCGCCACAUGAUGAGGGGGAUACAAACAUGGUUGAGCAGGACGAUGCGAAGGGGUUGCAUUUUUUACUCUCCUAUGUAGAUGCACAGAGAAACGUUUUGUUCAACACGGUGCGGAAAGUGGAGAGCACAUUCCACCGAAUGGUUUGCAAUGCAGAUCGUUACGGUGUGUGUGCACAGAUGGUCAUUGCGGGUUUGGUUACGCAGGAGGGGGUUAAAAUAUGUUCACAAUACUUGGAGCCGCAGUUGGGUUAUUUCUUCUUCACGGGGGGGAAACGGUGCGGCGGUUCCAACAUUGGUACGUGA
Plasmodium coatneyi is the source of this 1722-nucleotide messenger RNA. RefSeq lists its product as uncharacterized. The coding region runs from base 1 to 1722 and encodes 573 amino acids. Gene Ontology annotation, molecular function: SUMO activating enzyme activity. Lineage: Eukaryota; Apicomplexa; Aconoidasida; Haemosporida; Plasmodiidae. The transcript has a single exon. Gene Ontology annotation, cellular component: SUMO activating enzyme complex; cytoplasm. The record is from RefSeq and is a predicted model, not a curated record. Gene Ontology annotation, biological process: protein sumoylation.